GAUUAGCGUUUCUGGUUUGUGUGUUUUACUUCCGCACUUGUUUGGUCCAUCUGCGACUCCGUACAGGGUACUCCGUCCUCUCCCGUAUCUAAUACACAGAGAGCAGCGGCUCAUCCCUGUUAGCAGGGUAGCAGCAGCAGUGACCUCACUUCUGUUGUACGGAGCGCUGCGCAGGAUUCCUAAAGGUUCCCAAUCAUCACAUUUCAGCAGCUGCAAGUGGACAUGAGACCUGACGAUGACCCCUUGCUGGUCAUAGGCUGGGACAGAGUGUGUAUGAGACACUGCAGGAGAUCUACAGUGAAUUAAGAAUGGAAGUCUGUCCAGAGUGGACUUUUCUGCUAACAUUUGACUGUCAUGGCACCAGCCUCUUCAAAUCCCAUGGGUUAUUGAACCUUCUACAAUAAGAUUUGAAAUUAACACCAUAAUGUGUUAGUAGGUUUAGUCUUCAUGCAUCUUUAUACGGAGAUAAAACCCGAUGCUUGUGUGCCGAAACACUCAGUUCUGGAAAAAAUAUCAGUAACUGAUCUUCAGAUCAAGAGUUUUAAACAAAGGGCAUAACUAGCCAAUAAUUUUCUGAUGACCAUCUGCAGGAAGCCGUCUGGUAAGACUUUGCCCGAGAAGGAGGGUGAGGACAAUUCCACGGAGCCUACUCAACAUUCUCGGAGGAAUGGCUGGAGUUGGCCUCCACACCCAUUGCAGUUUGUGGCCUGGAUCACUUAUCUUCUGUUCACAAUCAUUGGUUUCGGCAUCCUUGUUCCUCUCUUACCUGGGCACUGGGUAGCUGCUGGUUACAUUUGUAUGGGAGUGCUGUUUACUCUGCAUUGUAUUGUCCAUUUUUUGGCUGUAACCAUUGAUCCAGCAGAUGAGAAUGUACGUGCCAAGAACUCCCCUGACCCACUUCCUGUGUUCGAUAGGAACAAGCAUGCUCAUGUCAUUGAAAACAUGCAUUGUUACAUCUGUGAGGUGGAUGUGGGCGCCAAAUCAAAGCACUGCAGCUUAUGCAAUAAAUGUGUCAGUGAUUUUGAUCACCACUGCAAAUGGCUCAAUAACUGCGUGGGAGGCAAAAACUACUGGCUGUUUUUCAACUGUCUUAUAUCUGCAUUCCUGGGCACCCUUUUGCUGAGUACAAUUUCAUCAUACGUGUUUGUUGCAUACUUCGUAGAUCCAGUAAUGUUAAGGACUGACCAACAUUUCACAGUCAUCAAGAACCUGUCGGAUGUGUGGUUUGUGUUUCUCCCAGCUGCACCAGUGGAAACUCAGGCGUCUGUGAUUUUGGGUCUAGCAGCGCUGGUUUCAGUAAUGGGUCUCAUUACUUUACUGCUUAUAGGACAACUGUUCUGCUUUCACAUAUACCUCUUGUGGAACAAACUCAGCACUUAUGAAUACAUCAUGCGUCAGCGGCAGAAGCAAGAAAUGAAAUCAAACAGCCACCACCUGGAAGAGGGGGAGACACCACCCACGGGCAGGACUCAGCAGGAGAGUUAUGGCGGAAGUCUCAUUUACACUAAUCCGGAAGUACUUAUUGAGGGGCCUUCAUCCGAAUCACUGGACACAAACUCUCCAUUGCCCAUGAAUGCAGCCAGUGUAAAUGGGGACCACGAAACUGACUGUAAAAUGUCACCAGCUCUGCAGAAGAAGCCAAAGAAGAAGAAGAAAAGGAAAAAAAGCAACAAAAUCUCACCGGAAGACACAAACAAAGAUGGAGGUGAUGGACCUGGCCACCGCGUGCUUCUGCCGUCUCAUGGAGAAAAUGAACUUCCAGUCUCUCCUGCACCCCCAGGCUUGGCCAUUCAUUCCCCGAAUUUCCCAUCACAAUCUUUACCUGUCUUGGCUCCGAUGAAUAUCCUCCCAAUUCAGGCUGCUGGGCCCCCUGCAGAAUAUCACUCUGACUCUGCUGAGUCCAUGGAAGAAAUCCCCGUAGCCCAGACUCAUCUUGGCAGUUCUUCUAUGAGUGAAAACCAGUUUAUCUCCCCGAGAAGUCCCAAAAACACUGCGAGCGACUGUGAACAUGGACUGAGGCAAAGUUACCUUUGGCCUGUUGACUUGCAGAAGUUUGAACUGCUCCCAAAAGCUCCAUCUGUAUUUGUCAGCGACAGCAGUGGAGAACCUUUAUCCAGUUCUCUUGUGAUUGAUCCCAAAGCACAAGACUGUAUACGGUACAAAAAGAUGUGGGCGGCAAAGGGAAAAGAAGGAGAGCAGGUUCUUUCAAUCUCCAAUGCAGACUUUUUCCCUUCAUAAUAUUAAUCUGUAGCUGAAUUCUUCUUUUCUAUGAAAACUUAUAACCAUUUUUUUUAACUAAUAAUAAAAUCUUUUUAUACUUAUA
Molecule: messenger RNA, 2323 nt
Organism: Pseudophryne corroboree (corroboree frog)
Lineage: Eukaryota; Metazoa; Chordata; Amphibia; Anura; Myobatrachidae
Gene: ZDHHC1
Product: zinc finger DHHC-type containing 1
Exons: 12
Coding region: 577-2238 (553 amino acids)
Biological process (GO): protein targeting to membrane; peptidyl-L-cysteine S-palmitoylation
Cellular component (GO): endoplasmic reticulum; Golgi apparatus
Molecular function (GO): protein-cysteine S-palmitoyltransferase activity
Source: RefSeq, a predicted model, not a curated record